Myotis lucifugus (little brown bat) is the source of this 1205-nucleotide messenger RNA. RefSeq names its product integral membrane protein GPR137B-like. Gene Ontology annotation, cellular component: lysosomal membrane. The record is from RefSeq and is a predicted model, not a curated record. Gene Ontology annotation, biological process: regulation of autophagy; negative regulation of osteoclast differentiation; negative regulation of bone resorption. The transcript has 3 exons. Bases 334 to 858 code for a protein of 174 amino acids. NCBI's taxonomy places the organism in Eukaryota, Metazoa, Chordata, Mammalia, Chiroptera, Vespertilionidae.
GAGAGAGAAUCAUUGAUCAGCUGCCUCCUGCACACCCCACACUGGGGAUUGAGGCCACAUCCUGGGCAUGUGCCCCAACUGGGAAUCGAACCCAGGACCUCUUGGUCCAUGGGACGAUGCUGAACCACUGAGUCACCACAGCCAGGGGAGCUUAUAUAACAGAUUUAAAAUAGGAUCACAAUUCUUUGCAUUCUGCAGCUUUUAGGGUCUAUUUAUAGAGACUGUGUGUUGCAGCCCGUAGAAUCUAGGAGCAAAACAUGUGGCCACGUGUGCACAUGUCAUUCGUGUGGACGGAAAAAGAACACGGUGCCGUUGAGACAUGUUAUAGAUGGAAUGCGAGAUGCACAGUUUCUGAAGAGCGAGCGGGCGGUUAGGUUUGGCUGCCGCGGGAGAGAGAAGGAAAAGGAUGGGCCCUUUGCAGCUGACUUGGGUGCAUUGUCUGUCUGUCCUAUUUCUUUGGCCCCUGGCUGCACCCCCUCCCUCCCUCCACAGGCGGAUCUGAAGAACCAGCUGGGAGACGGGGGGUACGUGGUGUUCGGGGUGGUCCUCUUCGUGUGGGAGCUCUUGCCCACCUCCCUGGUCGUUUACUUCUUCCGCGUCCGAAACCCCGCCAAGGACCUGACCAGUCCGGGCUUGGUCCCCAGCCACGGGUUCAGCCCCAGGUCCUACUUCUUCGACAACCCUCGCAGAUACGACAGCGACGACGACCUCGCCUGGAACGUCGCCCCUCAGGGACUUCACGGAAGUUUCGCUCCCGACUACUAUGACUGGGGACAGCAGACGAACAGCUUCCUGGCACCAGCGGGGACUUUACCUCCGGACCUGGUCGUGGAUCCUGGCAAGCCACGCCGUGGGUAGCACCAGCUAACAGCUUUACGGACCAUUCCUCGGUUGAGAAGCUUGAGAAAAACGGACGCCACGAAAGCUGAAUCUUUAGGGCACUUUUCCUCACGAAAUAGGACUUGAUUUUUAUCGGUUACAGGUUUCUCCUGGCUCCCUAGGGCUAAGCAAUAAUGUAGAUCAACACAACCUGAUUUUUAGUACUAAGAAGGGAGCCCUGGCCGCCUGUUUCCAGGGGUAUAAUUUAAACUUUAAAAAUUCUGUACUUUUAUAAAAAUGUAUUUUAUAUAACUUAAAUAAUAAUGCUAAACUAUACUAGGGGGUUUGGAGAAGGUUACUGUAAUACAGGUUCUAGUUUGCACAGA